Molecule: messenger RNA, 815 nt
Organism: Cryptotermes secundus
Lineage: Eukaryota; Metazoa; Arthropoda; Insecta; Blattodea; Kalotermitidae
Product: protein transport protein SFT2
Exons: 3
Coding region: 32-652 (206 amino acids)
Biological process (GO): vesicle-mediated transport
Cellular component (GO): membrane
Source: RefSeq, a predicted model, not a curated record
GAUACGUCAAUUGUAAACAUAUGGAACAAGCAUGGCGAACAUAAAGAAAGAUCUGGAGGAAUACUUGUCAAGAAAUGAUAAAUCUCAGUCAAAAAUAACAAUGCCAGCCUUACUGUCAAAAUCAGACGUUGGAAAAUGGUUUACGAGAUCUGCGAGUAAUGAGGAUACGCCGGCAGGAUGGCUGUCAGAAGCAGAGAAAGACUAUUGUCCGAGUUUGAGUCGGGUCCAGAGGAUAAUAGGAUUCUGUCUGUUCGUUAUGUUGGGCCUUCUGUGUUUUGCUUUGGCAGCAAUGUAUGUUCCUGUACUUCUGUUUAAAGCAAGAAAAUUUGCCCUUCUUUAUACAAUGGGCAGUUUAUCCAUUAUAUGCAGCUUCUCAUUUCUGUGGGGUCCAGUAAAUCACAUGCGACAUCUGUUUUCACGUGACCGUCUCCCUUUCACAGCAGCCUAUUUUGGGACAUUACUUUCAACACUCUAUUUUGCCCUGCAUGUGCAGAGCACACCUUGGACUGUUUUGUGUGCUGUUGGACAGAUAGUAGCAUUGUUAUGGUUCCUAAUUAGCUACAUUCCUGGUGGACAGACAGGACUGCAAUUUUUUACAAGACUGUUUUCAUCAGCUGUCACAAGUACAGUCUCCAAGACUCUGCCAGUCUGAUGAUGACCAUUAUUACAACUGACUUUCUAUUUAUUUAUUUCUGUGUAAAGUUAAGCUGUCUUUCAUGCAUUACUGUUUAAUGUACAAACUCGCUGUUUCUUCAACUUGUGAACUUUGUUUCAAUAAUGGUGAAGAUAAAGUUUCAAGCACUAUUUCUUAUGCG